Molecule: messenger RNA, 1167 nt
Organism: Gasterosteus aculeatus aculeatus (three-spined stickleback)
Lineage: Eukaryota; Metazoa; Chordata; Actinopteri; Perciformes; Gasterosteidae
Source: RefSeq, a predicted model, not a curated record
UGCUUCACUCUCUACUUCCACAGAUGAAGAUACCAGAUUCCAAGAAAACAUGGUGGAUAACAAAUAUAGUUGCUAUCUGCCUCUUUGGCUCUAUUUUGCCAUUCUUCCUCUAUUUAGAGCCUGCGUCCCCUGUUUGUUCCCCUAAAUACGCACCUGCGGAAAAUCAUCAAGACGUGAAACCAAAUGAGAAGCCCAUAGUCCUGCUGUGGUUCUGGCCCCUCGGUGUGAGGUUUGACUUCAAAAUUUGCUCAACCAACUUCGAAAUUGAUAGCUGUGUUCUGACAGAUGAUAGAUCCCUCUACAGCAAGGCACAUGGAGUCAUUUUCUACCAAAAGAACAUAGCCUGGAAUUUGGACAACAUGCCACAGGAGCCACGUCCAGCUUUUCAGAAGUGGAUUUGGUUCCAUGUGGAAUCGCCGACAAACACAGGGAAGGUACCGGGUCUGGUCAACCUGUUCAACUUAACGUUGAGCUACAGAAGAUACGCUGACAUCAAUGUGAGGAAUGAUCUCACAAUCAGAGAGACUGAAGCGAAGGAGGACUUUGUUUUGCCCAAGAAAGACAAACUAGUGUGCUGGAUAGUCAGUAACAAUAACCCUCAAACAGGAACAGCUGUGAGAGAACAAUAUUAUCGUGAACUAUCCAAACACAUCAACAUCAGUGUCUUUGGUAGAGCCUAUACUGGGAAUGUUUUAAGUUAUGAUGAGUACUACUCAACAAUUGCUAGCUGUAAGUUUUACCUCUCAUUUGAGAACUCGAUCCACAGAGACUACAUCACCGAGAAGGUCAACGGGCCCCUCGUGGCGGGGACGGUCCCUGUAGUUUUGGGUCCGCCGAGAGAAAACUAUGAUCAAUUCCUUCCCGCCGACGCCUUCAUCCACGUAAAUGAUUUCCCCGAUGCAAAGUCACUGGCGGCCUUUCUGCUGGACAUGAAGGACGAGGCGUACGCACGUUACUUUGAGUGGAGAAAGUUCUUCACAGCCACCCCUCACCUGCUGUCGACCCAAAAUGAAUUCAUUCAGCCUAUCUGCCUCGCCUGCAAACACAUGUCGAGAGACAGGGAAUACCAUGUAAUGCACGACCUUUAUCAGUGGUACUUUAAAUGAAAACAUUAAAGAGAACGUCCCUUGGUGUUGCUCAACCAUGUGGAUAAAUACAUAAGUAUUA